AUGAGGCCAGGAAAAGAUAUAGUCGAAGAGGUGGAUAUUGAUGAGCACUGUGCGGUGGAAUUUUCGAAUUUGAACAAAAUAGAGAAAAAGGGACUAGGACACUACUCACUGACAAGCUGUAAAGUUGUUCUUUCAGUUUUAGGGAAACAGAUUACGGUUCGACAGAACCCAAAUAUGCUUUACUCUCAUAAAGGGGAAACAGGAAGUAUUGUGUGGAGGGCGUCAGUUGUUUGCUUGGAAUACCUUCUUUCUCAAGAAUGGUUCAUUGAUGAUUUAGAAAAUUACCAAGUAGUCGAGCUAGGAACUGGUAUUUCGGGAAUAGCAGCUAUUAUGUUGGGAGACAGGGUUGACAAAUACAUAGCUACAGACAUGGAGCACAUUUUGAAGUAUUUGGAUAAGAAUAUACAUGAAAACAUUAUAUCUAAGCCAGAUGUUAAAAGAAAACAACCUGGAAUUAAAAAAACAAAUAUGUCUAUUAUGGAGCUUAAUUGGGCCGAACACCCAAAAACGUAUUUAAAAAACCUCAGAGACUUAUUAAAUGGAUCGUCUAAAAACCUUUGCAUUUUAGCGUUUGACACAAUUUAUAAUCCUCAUGUUACAACACAUUUUGUUAACACAUUAAUUUCGAUUUUUAAACAUUUUUACCAAGAAUAUGAAGACCUUGUUGCAAUAAUAUGUCAAGAGCUCCGCUGUUAUGAUACCCUUUAUGACUUUCUUGAAAAAAUGCAAUCAUCCUUUUACAUACAAACCAUUCUUGAUCAACAAUUGCAAAAAGGAUAUCAAAUAUACAUUGCACGACUAAGACAAUAA
Molecule: messenger RNA, 810 nt
Organism: Pneumocystis jirovecii RU7
Lineage: Eukaryota; Fungi; Ascomycota; Pneumocystomycetes; Pneumocystales; Pneumocystaceae
Exons: 2
Coding region: 1-810 (269 amino acids)
Source: RefSeq, a predicted model, not a curated record